CACAAAAGUUUCCUGCGUUUCUUACUAUAACAAGUCUAAUCGCUGCGUUUCUGAAUUAACAGAAAGAGAUCUACAAAUUUCUCAAAGAGGAGGCGGCUCCCUAUUAAGCUUUCAAGCCUCCAUCGAGUUACAGUCUCUCUGUAAAAGCGUCUCUCUCUUCGUCUGAAGCUUUACCUCGCCCAGUCUACAGAAUGGAUGAGUGCUGUUCUAUCCAGCUUAUCGAUGGAGAUGGUGUCUUUAAUGAGUCUGAUCUUGAUGAUUAUAUGAAAGCUGUCAAGCUGGGCGAUUGUGGUCUUUCCUAUGCGGUUGUCUCAAUAAUGGGCCCUCAAAGUAGUGGUAAAAGCACAUUGUUGAACCAUCUUUUUGGUACAAACUUCAGAGAAAUGGAUGCUUUUAAAGGAAGGAGUCAAACUACCAAAGGGAUUUGGGCAGCGAAAUGUGUUGGUAUUGAACCUUGCACAAUUGUCAUGGAUUUGGAGGGUACUGAUGGGAGAGAAAGAGGAGAGGAUGAUACUGCUUUUGAGAAGCAGAGUGCUCUUUUUGCUUUGGCAGUUUCUGAUAUUGUACUGAUAAACAUGUGGUGUCAUGAUAUUGGUCGUGAGCAGGCUGCAAACAAACCACUUCUAAAGACCGUAUUCCAGGUCAUGAUGCGUUUAUUUAGUCCGCGUAGAACAACAUUGCUAUUUGUUAUUCGUGACAAGACAAAGACACCGUUAGAGCAUUUGGAACCAGUUCUCAGGGAAGACAUACAGAAGAUAUGGGAUACCGUUUCUAAACCCCAAGCUCAUAAGGAAACUCCACUUAGUGAAUUCUUUAAUGUGGAAGUCACUGCUCUGUCCAGCUUCGAAGAGAAGGAAGAACAAUUUAAGGAGCAGGUUGCAUCUCUAAGGCAGCCGUUUUUCCACUCCAUUGCUCCUGGAGGACUUGCUGGUGACAGAAGAGGUGUUAUUCCUGCCUCUGGAUUUGCCUUUAGUGCUCAGCAGAUAUGGAAAGUUAUUCGAGAGAACAAAGACCUAGAUCUACCUGCUCAUAAGGUCAUGGUUGCUACAGUUCGCUGUGAAGAGAUUGCAAAUGAAAAGCUUGGCCGUUUAACUGCUGAUGAGGGCUGGCUUAAUCUGGAGGAAGCUGUGCAGUCUGGUCCAGUAUCCGGCUUCGGCAAAAUACUUAGCUCUAUUUUGGAUACAUAUUUCCAAGAAUACGACAUGGAAGCUAUUUACUUUGAUGAGGGUGUAAGGUCGUCAAAGCGACAACAGCUAGAGUCUAAAGCAUUGCAUCUUGUGCAUCCUGCUUACCAAGCCAUGUUGGGACAUCUCCGCACCAGAACUCUAGAAAAAUUUAAAGAUGUUUUAGAACAGUCACUCAAGAGAGGUGAAGAGUUUGCUUCAUCUGUUAGUGAUUGUACCAAGUCUGCUAUGCUUGAGUUUGAUCAGGGAUGUGCAGAUGUGGCUAUUAAGCAAGCUAACUGGGAGUCUUCCAAAUUCCGUGAAAAGCUUCGACGUGAUAUUGAAGCACAUGUAGCAUCCGUUCGAGCUGCCAAACUGUCAGAAAUUACAGCACUUCAUGAGAAGCGAAUUACUGAAGCCCUAGCUGAACCUGUGGAAUCACUACUCGAAGCUGCUGGUCAAGAUACAUGGGCAUCAAUACGGAAGCUCCUUAAACGUGAGACUGAGGCAGCUGUAUCAGAAUUUUCGGCUGCUAUUACUGGUUUUGAAGUAGAAAAAGCAACUGUGGAUAAAAUGGUGGCCGAUCUUGUUGUGUUUGGGAGAAGUGUGGUCGAGAAGAAAGCCAGGGAGGAAGCUGGAAAGGUUCUCAUGCGCAUGAAGGAUAGGUUUACAACAGUGUUCAGUCAUGAUAGUGACUCGAUGCCUAGAGUUUGGACGGGGAAGGAAGAUAUUCGGAAGAUCACCAAGGAUGCUCGUUCUUCGUCCCUGAAGCUUCUAUCUGUAAUGGCUGCUAUACGUAUGGAUGAGAAACCAGAUAAGAUUGGGAAUACGUUGUCAUCCUCUCUUAUGGAUGGUUCCAGUGCCGCUGUUUCUAGCAAGGACAGGAGUAUCACAUCUGCAGAUCCACUUGCUUCAAGCACAUGGGAAGAGGUACCUCCAACUAGUACAUUAAUAACUCCUGUCCAGUGCAAGUCUUUGUGGAGGCAGUUGAAUACAGAGACAGAAUACACAGUUACUCAAGCUAUUGCUGCACAGGAAGCUAGUAGGCGUAGUAACAACUGGUUACCUCCUCCAUGGGCGAUUGUUGCCAUGGUUGUCCUUGGCUUCAACGAAUUUAUGACACUAUUGAGGAAUCCCCUUUACUUGGGAGUGCUUUUGAUUGUUUUCUUAUUGGCCAAAGCUUUAUGGAUUCAGCUUGACAUUCCUGGGGAAUUCCGAAAUGGCAUUCUCCCUGGGCUUCUCUCAAUUUCUACAAGGCUUUUCCCCACCAUCAUGAACAUUCUAAAGAGGCUGGCAGAUCAGGGCCACAAAGAUCCUGAACACCCAAGACCGCCUCUUAACUCGACGAGUUUUAGGAAUGGGACAUAUGAUACGCCUAUGGCAGAUUUUGCAGCAGAUUCAUCAUCAUCAUCUUCUUCACUGUCAUCUUCAUUAUCGCGAUUAUCAUCAUCAAGAGGUAACCUAGAGUACUCAGCUUCUUUGAAGCACAGGCAAGUAGGCAAUAAUUCAUCGGAGGUGGAAUAUUCUUGAAUUGGCCAUAUUUUCAAAGUGAAUAUCAUGAUUUAGGGUGGAUGUAAUAGAUGAUUCAUGCUUAUAUCAUAUAUAUUAUAGUGAUGAGCAAUAGUUUUGUUGAGUGUGAGGUGGUGCGUUGAAAGUUUUCUAUGUUUGGAGAGGUGAGGAGAAUAAUAAUAUUUUCCUUGUACUCUGAGAUGCAUUGAGAGCAUCAAUUUAUUUAUUUUUAUUUUUUUCCUAUUCCUGGUGGAUCUGUUUGGGCUCUGACUCAAGAAUUGCUCGCUGCUGCAAGGACUCAACUUUGGUGCUCUGCCCCAUUGGUGGAGUGUCUUCUAAAGCAUGAUAUAAGGUGUUGGCCUUCGGGUAAAGUUUGUAAUUGUCAAAUAUUAGUAGAUACCUUUGUUUUGUAUGGAUGGUUCUCAUCUUGAUUGGCACGAAUGGAAAUAUUUCUUUCUACUGAA
Messenger RNA from Amborella trichopoda, 3136 nucleotides. NCBI's taxonomy places the organism in Eukaryota, Viridiplantae, Streptophyta, Magnoliopsida, Amborellales, Amborellaceae. The record is from RefSeq and is a predicted model, not a curated record.